CAUAUUUGAGUCAACCCACAAGGCAUUAAUAAUCGUGUUGUCUUCAUGUCCAACCUGCCAGACAAGAAAUUAACGGGUUAGUGUAUGCACAACUUGUAUGUGACCUCUUUAGAUAUGAUUAGCUUAUAUUGUUUUUAGUUUGAUUUGAGGGUAUUUAGUUAAUGGAUAUUGCAAUUUGCAAAUAGAAUUAGGAAAAAUUGAAGACAUUUUCAUGUCAGGUACAUGUCGAUGGCUUUUGUGUCAUGGUGGGUCAUGCAAUUGUAACCACCCAUCAACUCACUAUUUAAUCGUGUUACACGGGCCGUGUUGUGUUUAUUGUUAACUUUUAUGCGUCAAGUAUCUUGCUUGAGGAGUGGAUCAUGUUCGUGUCAAGUAAGUCGACGCGAUUGACUAAUCGUGUCGUGUUUUGGUUGACCUAAAUAACAGUGUACACUUAUUUCGAUGUGAGACAAACACGACCUGCGAACACGAAUUGCCACCCCUAGGUAGAGCCUUAUUUGGUACACGUAGCAGGGAGUUUGUGUUUAUCCGUGGCUAGUAUGCUGCAAGGUUCAAAUAUCUCAUUUUUUAAAGAAAAAAUGCAAUGGAAUCCUAAAAGUUUCAAUUGGUGCAAUCAAGUCACAUCUCUAUAUCAGAAAGUUCAAUCUAAGGCUGCCACAUAUAUACUGAUGGAGUGCCACAUAGACAAACUUUGGUACUUGCCAUUGAAAGGACUUGAUUGCUUUUCUUGAGAAAGAUUUAGGUUUCAAUUACAACUAUCGAAAAGUUUAGGACUUGAUUUCAUCCCGCAUGCAGAGUUAAGACUUCUGGUGCAUGUUUACCUUAUAAUUUGCUGUCACUUUUGUUAAUAAUGUUUACAGCUUUACAAAUUCUGUUUUAUUGGUUCGAUAUUGGUGUUAUACGCCAACCUUGAUGGACUUUUUGGCUCUGAUCUGGACUAUGUCUAUGUAUUUAUAAGGUGUACAUAUUGUGCCUUAAGCAGCCACAUUUUCAUACUUCAUUGAUUGUGAUGACUGUCCAUGCAGGUCUUUGCUUCAUGAUGGCAGCUACUGCAAUAUCGCCCCAUAUGCCAGCAAACGUUAAAUUGUCAUCUUUAAGAUAUCCGUGGUCAGGAGUUGCAGUUGUUGGCCUUGCAGGAUGCUUUCAUACAGCUGCCUAUGCAUUUGGCCAGAAACUUCGUUCCCAGAUCUACAUCCUCCAUGUAACCCGGCCUUCAUUGGUGAAUGAUUUCAAAAACAUGACCUGGGCCAUUCGGAGUAGUGCAGAUGGCAGAGGAUUGGAUUUGGAUCCUUCUACAGACAGCACGAAUGGCACGACGCGAUUGAUAAGGGCAAUUCGAGACUUUCAAAAUAAACUUAGUGCCAAAGUCCAACAGAUCAGGAAAAAUUUCCCAAUGAAGUUGCUCUUUUUCUUGGUAGGCUUUUACUGUGCAACAGCCUUCGCAACUGUCAUCGGGCAAACAGGGGACUGGGACAUUCUAUCUGCUGCCUUGGCUGUGGUGGUUGUCGAGGGAAUUGGAGCUCUUAUGUACAGUGCUUCUCAGCCUGUAUUCAGUCGUGCCAGAAGCCUUAUUUCCAUGUUCAAUUACUGGAAAGCUGGGCUGUCCCUUGGCCUCUUCUUGGACUCAUUUAAGUACUGACUGGAUGACGCAGUUGGCUUAGACAGUGCCCUUCAUAUUACAUAUGGAUGGAUCUGGUUCUUGAGUUCCAGUUGCAGAAGUGCGAAGAUUUCUGCUAGCCGGAUGCACGAGGCACCAGAGCAUGUUGGGAAGUCUAUUCAUUCAGAGCAAUGGACCACUUGGAUGACGUUCUUCAGAAUGAGAAACUGAGAGAACGGGAGCUUUAACUUGGCUGGUAGACAGUCAAGAGAGUUUCAUCUCUAUGUUGGAGAAAAGAAGAGUAUGCAAUUUGACGUGAAUUGCCAUUCCUAGCGGGUUCUAGGUGGAUUCAGUCUCCGGGUGGGUGCCUCCAGAAUCUCUCGAAAUGGUUAAAUCUGCUUUUCCGGAUGUUGGGAGGAUGUCAAUAACCACCUCGUGAUUAUUUCGCAGCUGGGGCUGCGUACGUAAGAAGUGAGGAAUUUUUGGCUGAAAUGGUUAUAGUUUUCUAACUUUGUUUCCAGUUCAUAUUCCCCAUACUGAGACAUCUUGAUGUAGUUUGCUAAAUUGCUGUAAUUCUUUCUCACAGCAAAUGUCAGAGGCUGAAAGAAAUGACAAUUACACUGAUUAAGGCUGCGUUUGUUUUGAUUUC
Molecule: messenger RNA, 2246 nt
Organism: Eucalyptus grandis
Lineage: Eukaryota; Viridiplantae; Streptophyta; Magnoliopsida; Myrtales; Myrtaceae
Product: ycf20-like protein
Exons: 2
Coding region: 1010-1639 (209 amino acids)
Source: RefSeq, a predicted model, not a curated record